AUGAAUAAGCCAGAAGAUGGCCACAUCGCCGCAGCCAUAACCCAUAACCAUGGCUAUUGCUGGGGCUCGUCCAGCAGUGAGAAAACGCAAUCAGUAUACUUCGGACCUCACUGCUGGAUAGAUCGCGAAAAUAAUGCUGAAAAGAAUUUUAUUUGUCGUAGUUUUGUGAUAUUCAAGAGCGGCUUAGCUGAGACGCCAGAUGCAUAUUUACUAAAAACCUAUAGUCUUCCAUCGGACUUGAAUUUUAUGCCCACUGGCAAUGGUCAUCUGGGCUAUACGGUCUUCGGAGAUGCCAUCUUUAUGAAUGGAGUUUACAAUGGACCCGGUGGAAAUAGCAAAAGAGCUCGGAUUCCCAACUGGCUGAAUAUAAGCACCGAAGUUUGUGAUCGCUUUGGCUGUGCUUCUGGCGGGGAUGUGGAGGUGAAUGGAACUAGCUACGAAAUGGAUCUAAGGGAUGGAUAUUUCCUCCUCACAACCUAUAAAAGUCUUGGGAUCAAAGUGGAGCAGAGAACCUAUCCACACAGGUACUACAAUCGAGCUUUGGUCUAUGAGGUGGUGGCCACCAGGCUUACCUCUAGUACUUCGAGAGUUAAUUCUCCCCAGUUCCUGAAACUCACACAACAUCCUGGUGCCCCCAGCGAUGCUUUUGAGUUUGUGGUACUGAAUAAUGGCAGCUCAUCAUCCAGCGGAGAUUUUCGCAUCCUUCGAGGUCGCACACAGAUCCUGGAAUUUGAGAAAUUCCAACCGAAUCCGCAAGAGAUUUUUAUCUUUAGUGAAUCCUUGGAUCACCCUCUGCAACUGGAGUGGCCCGCCUGGCAGUCGGAGCUACAACAUCGCAUCCUUAUAACCAUAGAUAGACAGGAAAAUGUGGCCCGCAAGGAACUCCAAGAUGUGCUCCAGUUAAGCCCCAAAAAUCUUCUUAAAAAACACACUGAUGCCUGGAACAAUUUCUGGGACAAUGAAUUCUCCAUUGGGUUAAAAGGAGACGAUGUCCUGGAGCUAUCUCAGAUUGUCAAUGCUGGAAUCUUCUAUUUGGUUAGUUCCCUGCCAUCGCUGGUAACCAACCAGGAGAAUGAACCCUUCUAUGGAUUAAGUCCCACUGGACUGGGACGGGGCAAUCUGGAGGCGGACUAUCAAGGCCACAACUUUUGGGACACAGAGAUCUGGAUGCUGCCAAUAGUAACCCAAUUCAGCUUACAGUAUGGCAAGGAUGUGCUUGGCUAUCGCUUCAGGAAUUUGGAGGGUGCGAGAUAUAACGCUAAUGUAACAGGCUAUAAGGGAGCCAGAUUUCCCUGGGAGAGUGCCUACACUGGGAUGGAGGUCACAAAUCCCUGUUGCCCGGAGGUGGCUCAACAGGAGAUUCACAUAUCUCCCGAUAUCUUUGCCAUGGAAAAGUUUUUCGCCCAAUCGAUAGACUAUGUCUGGACUUGUGACACAGCCUGGCUAGCAUCGGAGGUGGCGGAGUUCCUGGUGAGCAGAGCCACCUGCGAAGAGAGAGAAUCUAUGUCAUUUCUUAAACUAAUGGGUCCGGAUGAGGAUCACCCGAAUGUGGAUGAUAAUGUCUACACAAACGCUGUGGCCAAUGCUUUGGAGUUCGCCGAAUGGGCGGGCCUAAUGUGUGGCAAUACAAGCACCGAACUAUUUGAAAAGUGGCGCCAAUUAAGUGAUCGGUUAGUAAUCCUAAAAGAUGACGAAUUGGAUUAUCAUCCACAGCACCAGGGUUACGCUCCGAACACCAUUGUCAAGCAAGCAGAUACCAUUUUGCUGGGAUAUCCUCUUAGAUUCGAUACCAGCCGGACCCAUUUGAAUGAUCUGAAUAUAUAUGCAAAUGUGACAAGAGAAUCGGGACCGGCCAUGACCUGGUCCAUGUUUGCCGCUAAUUAUUUGAACACCAGCCAGGAUUGGCGAGCUCACGAGUACUUCGAGCGCGGCUAUAAGAGCUAUGUUCGACCCGAGUUUAAGGUGUGGAGCGAGACUCCGUUGGGCUACGAGGGAUCAGCGAAUUUCCUCACCGGAAUCGGGGGCUCUCAAGCCCUUAUCUUCGGUUACGGCAAUUUGGACUUUGGUGAAGGCAAUAAGACGACAUUGUACAAGGGUAUUUCAUUGACGCCACCAAAUGUUGACGAAGUUACUGUAAACUCCAUACGAUAUGGGGAUAGUAAGUGCAGGCUACUUUAACAACUUGUCUUCGGAAAUAUGGUGUACAAUGGUGUCUGGUCCUGGCUUUGAAUGGUUCAGAACCAGAAGAGAACCAUGCUUGGCAAAUCUUUCAAAUUGACCCAUGCAAGAGGAGAUUCACCGCUGCAGAUCAGCAUUUUGAGAUAAAUCCAAAGUGU
Molecule: messenger RNA, 2336 nt
Organism: Drosophila serrata
Lineage: Eukaryota; Metazoa; Arthropoda; Insecta; Diptera; Drosophilidae
Product: protein-glucosylgalactosylhydroxylysine glucosidase
Biological process (GO): carbohydrate metabolic process
Molecular function (GO): hydrolase activity, hydrolyzing O-glycosyl compounds
Source: RefSeq, a predicted model, not a curated record